AUGGAGGCUAUCAAGCAGACUUUUGCCCGCUGCAAGGCGCAGAACCGACCGGCGCUGGUUACAUAUGUGACUGCGGGAUACCCACGACCGGAGGAUACUCCUGGCAUCUUGCUGGCUAUGGAGAAGGGAGGAGCUGAUGUCCUUGAACUCGGAGCUCCUUUUACCGAUCCCAUUGCCGACGGACCGACUAUCCAAACCGCGAACACGAUUGCUCUGAAUAAUGGCGUUAGCAUCGAGUCUACCUUGGCCAUGGUCAAGGAGGCCAGGUCCCGCGGCUUGAAGGCCCCAGUUAUGCUCAUGGGAUACUAUAACCCCCUUCUUAGCUACGGCGAGGAGCGUCUGCUGCAAGAUUGCCAGAGCUCCGGCGUCAAUGGCUUCAUUGUCGUCGACUUGCCCCCGGAAGAGGCGAUCUCAUUCCGUAAGCUCUGCUCCAAGGGCGGCCUUUCAUACGUCCCCUUGAUCGCCCCUGCAACCUCAGAUACUCGUAUGAAGAUUCUGUGCCAGCUCGCAGACUCAUUCAUCUACGUUGUCUCCAGGCAAGGUGUUACCGGUGCCACUGGAAGCCUCAGCACAAACCUCCCCGACCUCCUCGGCCGCGUCAAGAAGUACAGUGGCAACAAGCCCGCUGCUGUCGGUUUUGGUGUCAGCACCCACGAGCACUUCCAGAGCGUCGCCGAAAUCGCCGACGGUGUCGUUGUAGGCAGCCAACUCAUCACUACAAUCCAGAAAGCCGCCUCUGGCCAAAUCGACGCCGACGUUGAAAACUACUGCGCCUAUCUCUGCGGCCGUGAUUCUCGACCAGUGCUUACUGACGAAAUUCCGUUGGUUCAAGAUGCACCCGACAACCAGGGUGCCCCCGCAGAUUCAGUAUCUGUCAACGCAGUUGUCACGGAUAGUAGCCGACUCACAGCGGAGCAGGACAGCGAUUUGGUAGCCCAGCUGGCAGCUCUUCACGGCAAAAUUCCUGAACGGUUCGGAGAGUUUGGUGGUCAGUACGUUCCAGAGAGCUUGAUGGACUGCCUGUCCGAGCUUGAGGAGGGUUUCAACCAGAUUAAGGACGACCCUGCGUUCUGGGAGGAGUACCGAUCAUACUACGACUACAUGGGACGACCAUCUCGUCUUCACUUGGCGGACCGUCUUACCGAGCACUGCGGUGGCGCUAAUAUCUGGCUCAAGCGAGAGGACCUGAACCACACCGGUAGCCACAAGAUCAACAACGCCCUGGGACAGCUGCUUCUAGCUAAGCGCCUUGGAAAGACCAAGAUCAUUGCCGAGACUGGAGCCGGCCAGCACGGUGUUGCCACUGCUACUGUUUGUGCCAAAUUUGGCAUGGAAUGUACAGUUUACAUGGGAGCUGAGGAUGUUCGUCGACAGGCCCUCAACGUGUUCAGAAUGAGACUGCUUGGCGCCAAGGUCGUGGCUGUCGAGGCCGGUAGCAAGACUCUUCGAGAUGCCGUCAACGAAGCUCUCCGCGCCUGGGUUGUUGACCUCGAAACCACCCACUACAUCAUCGGAUCUGCCAUCGGACCUCACCCCUAUCCCACUAUUGUCAGGACGUUCCAGUCCGUCAUUGGUGAUGAGACCAAGAAGCAGAUGCAGCAGAUGCGCGGCAAGCUUCCCGAUGCAGUUGUUGCCUGCGUUGGAGGAGGUAGCAACGCCGUCGGCAUGUUCUACCCCUUCGCCAAUGACCCUUCAGUGAAGCUUCUGGGUGUUGAGGCUGGCGGUGAUGGUGUCGACACGGAAAGGCACAGUGCAACCCUCAGCGGUGGAUCCAAGGGUGUUCUUCAUGGAGUCCGAACAUACGUGCUCCAGGAUAAGAACGGCCAGAUCAUUGAGACACACUCCGUUUCUGCUGGUCUUGACUACCCUGGUGUCGGACCUGAGCUGAGCUCUUGGAAGGACAGUGAGCGAGCCAAGUUCAUUGCUGCGACUGACGCCGAAGCCUUUUUGGGCUUCAGACUGAUUAGCCAGAUGGAGGGUAUCAUUCCUGCUCUGGAGUCAGCUCACGGCAUUUAUGGAGCCAUUGAGCUGGCCAAGACGAUGAAGAAGGGCGAGGACCUGGUCAUCUGCUUGAGUGGCAGAGGAGACAAGGAUGUGCAGAGCGUGGCGGAGGAACUGCCUCGCCUUGGACCCAAGAUUGGCUGGGACCUUCGAUUUUAAGAAAAGUUUGGGGUUGGAGAUUUCAUUAGCAUGUAAGAGAUUGUGGUGGCAUAAAAAAGCUUCUUUCGUCUGCAAUACUGCACUCAGGAUAUCCGGCAUUUCAAUAGUUUGUUUUUGUGCUAGUUUGUGUCAUAUAGUUGGGUUUAUUUUACAAGAGUACAUACAAUGAUAUACAAAAAAAAAUCUCUAUCAGAUUGAAUCAUUACACUUCAAGAUUUUGCUUUUCCUUUUCCACCUUGAUUUGACUAGUCCUUGCUGCCUCAUCCGCACGGUCUAUUUGCUGCAUCAACAACGCUUCCUCUUCGUCAGACAGCUCUUGGAUUCCCUCCAGAUCUGCCAAGUCCUCGUCGCCCAGCACAAAGGUCUGGUCCAAAGCAGCCCUCAUCUCAGCCAACGUAGCCUUACUCCUCAGACUCAGCGGUCCCGGAGUAGCGUAAUCGAGCGCAUACUGGAUGAUGUCGUCCCUGUCCUCCAGCUCCCUCGGCUCCAAGCCCAGCGUAACCCUCUCAUCGUUGAAGCGCUGCUGCACGGCGCGGCUCUGCAUCAGCAGCCAGCGCAGGUUCCAUCCACCGGGGCCCAGCUCCUUGAGGCGCGCGGGCUUGCUCUUGAGCAGGUAGUUCUCGAUGCCGCCUUCGCGGCGGAUGGUCUUGAGGACGCGCAGGGUGAGGCGGGUCUUGAUGCGAGCGCCGAGGGAGGGGAUGAGGAACGUCUUGACGUGGACGUUGGGGCGCCAGAGGCGGCGGGCCUUGUUGUUGUGCUUGGGGGCGACGGUGUUGCCGAAGCGGAUGCGGGCGGAGCCGUAGAGGCCGGCGUUGGAUUGCUUGUAGACGAGGCGCUGGCCGUAGGGGUACGGGGGGAUGAGGUCGCUGGGGAGGCGGUGCGGUUUGACGGUUUUGGUGAGGUGGGGGGAGGUGGUUGAGAAGGAUCGGGUCGCUGAUGACGAUGUUGUUGAUGUUGUUGACGUUAAUGAUGAUUGUCGAAGUGAGCAAGUGGUUGCUGUUGUAGAGGAGAGGCGAGAGGCGAGGGCCAUGAGAGGCCGGGCCGAUGAUGAGGGUAAUAAUG
Molecule: messenger RNA, 3222 nt
Organism: Trichoderma atroviride IMI 206040
Lineage: Eukaryota; Fungi; Ascomycota; Sordariomycetes; Hypocreales; Hypocreaceae
Biological process (GO): L-tryptophan biosynthetic process
Cellular component (GO): cytoplasm
Molecular function (GO): tryptophan synthase activity
Source: RefSeq, a predicted model, not a curated record